ACGUAGAAUACGUCAGUCCACUACGUACUACGGAACACAGAGAGCUAACAGUUGUCUUGCUGCGAGAAAAUCAUCAUUACGACAAAAAAAAACUAAGGGAGAAACCCACGUAGAAUACGUCAGUCCACUGAAACGUCUGUAAUAGCAAAGAAAGAUAAUGCAAAUGGUAGAUUUGUGAUACAAUAUCGUGAAUAACUAGCUAUAGUUUAUGAGCUCGGAAUAACUACGAUAUCAUUAAUGGGUUCCUAUGGGAAAUUGGAUCACAUCAUUAGGAUUAACAGAGGUUAUUGAGGGAUUAACAUGCUGCAUAUCAUCCAUAUUUAACCUCGUGUGUUCCUCGUGUAUCAUCAAGCAUUCUCGAUUUCUGUUUUCGAUAUAUCUUUGUCUGGGAACCGUCUUAAGUUUCCUAGCUGUCAGUCCGAACAUGCGCAGCACUCUGGAUAAAAUACCUUACUUCUGUACAGCGGUAACCACGAAAGAAAUGUGCGACAAUUUGGUCGGUUAUCGGUCGGUUUAUCGUAUUUGUCUAUCGUUGGCAAUGUUUUAUGCACUUUUUGGAGUGUUUAUGUUGAACACGAAGUCCAAGAAUGAUUUUCGUCUAAAAUUUCACGACGGAUUCUGGUUAUUAAAACUAUUGCUAUUGGUUGGAAUAUUCGUCGCAUUAUUUCAUAUACCACAACUAGCUGAGUUCGGAAUUUUACUCAUGUACGUGGGUCUUGUUGCUGGAUUUGUGUUUAUUUUGUUGCAAAUCCUCUUGGUCAUUGACUUUGGAAACUCGUGGAGUUAUUUAGGAACGGAAGAAACAGACUCUGGUGGUAGCAAGCUUUGGUCAACAUUUCGCGCUGUCACAACAAUAUCGAUGUAUUCUAUAGCCAUCACGAUGGCUUUUUAUUAUCUUUACUUCACAGAUGUUCCAAAUCUUUCAAAGUGUCGUGGAAACACGUUUAUAAUAACCUUUAAUAUCGUCCAUUGUUCACUUGCUUCUAUUAUUUCAAUUUUACCUCGCGUCCGACAAACUUCCCGAUCGGGUCUUCUACAGUCUUCCAUAGUGACUCUUUACACAAUGUACUUAACAUGGUGUACGCUGAGCAGUGAGCCUGACGGCGCGUGCAACCCGAUGGGAGACGUUAUUUUACAAUAUAAUGAAGCAUCAGGAAUCAACGGUCAAUCGAUUUUUGAAUGCAUUUUAAUGUUUGCCCUGUUAAUUUACGCGUGUAACGUUCGCGCGAACACGUCAAAGUUGGAAAAAAUAGGAUUUUCUCUGACGAAAUAUUCGGUCGAUGAGGAAGAGACAUUUUUGGGUUACCACGAAGAAAACGGCGGCGAAAAUUUUGUCAAUGACGACAAGGUUGAGUACAAUUAUUCCUCCUUUCAUUUUGUCAUGUUUUUGGCGUCACUUCAACUCAUGAUGAUAGUGACGAAUUGGCACAGUCCUGACGAACAAGCAGACUUGAAAAAACUAGUGAAAAAUUGGGCGACGGUUUGGAUUCAACUAUCAUCUAGUUUUAUAUGUGUCCUUUUCUAUAUAUGGGCAACCGUUUCACCUUUAAUUCUAAGAACUUGGGGAGCAUGCCUAGGACUGGACUACGAAGCAGUUCCGACUGUAGACGAGUACGAACUACUAGAAAGACUUCCAAAAAGGCAAAAAAACAAAACAGGGAAAGGUUAUGGCACUUCCCAUGGAGAAAUGGAAAGUUUUGGUGCAAAGAUCAAUAAUGACGAAAAGUUUACAGUGAGAAAAACACGGGAAACUUUUGAGGUUUUCGAGAAAAAUAAUCACUGCCAAACGAUAAAUAAAUCCGAAAGCAAAUCAAGUAACCAAAUAAACCUUUCUAAAAAUAACAUGGCUCAAGUCGAUGAUUAUGUCACAAAGGACAGUGGUAUGGGCGAUGAAACAAAUUUUACAACCAUAUCAAGUAGUCGUGAUUAUUCAAAAUCAUCGAAUCAUUCUCAAGGUACCAAAGAACCAGAGAAACAACAUGAGGAAAGACAGCAACUUGACACGGAUAAGGUUAUGAUCGAGGAGAAAUAUUACAAGAGUGAAAAUCUUAUAAAUACCGACUUAGAAGAAGAAGACCAAAAUCUGCUAUGGUAUUUACCAAUAUAGACGAUAGUAAUAGUAGUCAUGAAAGGAACAAAACGUACCUUCAAAUGAGAGCAAUGAGCUGCGAGCCUCCACAAAUAUGGCGAAAAGAUUUUGCGUCAAAUAGAUUUCACCACGAGAAGAAAGACACUUGGCACCAACCCUACAAAAGGUUGCAUAAUAAUGAGUUUCAUUCAAACUCAGCUUUUGAUAAUAAACACAACAAAAAGAAAAAUCAUGUCAAUGGUGCAAAUGUGUCAAAAACGCAUGAAUUUUUGGCGACUCGAGAAAUCAAUGCACGCACAAAAACUGAAGAAAGUAGCGAUUUUG
Xenia sp. Carnegie-2017 is the source of this 2413-nucleotide messenger RNA. RefSeq names its product probable serine incorporator. NCBI's taxonomy places the organism in Eukaryota, Metazoa, Cnidaria, Anthozoa, Malacalcyonacea, Xeniidae. Gene Ontology annotation, cellular component: membrane. The record is from RefSeq and is a predicted model, not a curated record.